This is a messenger RNA of Striga asiatica, 2538 nucleotides long. The record is from the annotation of a GenBank genome assembly. NCBI's taxonomy places the organism in Eukaryota, Viridiplantae, Streptophyta, Magnoliopsida, Lamiales, Orobanchaceae.
AUAACAAAGAAUACUAAGGUUUGUAUGGUCUGUAGGACUUGCCCUCUUCCAGAAUAAACAGCCUUGCACUUAGGAUUAGGAUUGUGAAACUCUUUUGUGCAGAUGUUUCUAAAACGAAUGAUUCAUCUGUCUUUUGAGUUAAGUAUUCUUAUUCUUGUAGUCUACUCUACUCUACUGAUGUUUAGCAAUUUUUUUCAGCUUUAGUAUGCCUCGGGACACUGUUCCUAGUGCUGAAUCACCGAGAAGACGGACAGGCCUACUAAGAGAUCAGGUCCAAUUGGUUAAGAGAAAAGAUUCUGUUAGGUAUGAGAUUGUUCCCAUCCAAGAUCCUUUGUCCUUUGAGAAGGGGUUUUUCGCAGUUGUUCGUGCAUGCCAGUUAUUGGCUCAGAAGAACGAAGGCAUGAUAUUAGUUGGGAUAGCAGGUCCCUCAGGGGCUGGAAAGACAGUACUUACAGAAAAGAUCUUGAACUUUAUGCCCAGCAUCGCUAUUAUAAAUAUGGAUAAUUACAAUGAUGCAAGCCGCAUUAUUGAUGGCAACUAUGACGACCCGCGCUUAACAGAUUACGACACUCUGCUAGAGAAUAUCCAUGAUCUGAAAGCAGGAACUGCAGUCCAAAUUCCCAUUUAUGAUUUUAAAUCCAGCUCCCGUGUUGGCUACAGGACACUGGAAGUUCCAUCUUCCAGAAUUGUUAUUAUCGAAGGAAUAUAUGCCUUGAGUGAAAAAUUAAGGCCCUUGCUAGAUCUUCGUGUUUCUGUGACUGGUGGUGUGCACUUUGACCUUGUUAAACGUGUUAUGAGAGACAUUCAACGUGCUGGACAAGAGCCUGAAGAGAUAAUUCAUCAGAUAUCAGAAACGGUGUAUCCCAUGUACAAAGCUUUUAUAGAACCAGAUCUACAAACAGCACAUAUAAAAAUAAUUAACAAGUUUAAUCCAUUCACUGGAUUUCAAAAUCCCACAUAUAUAUUAAAGUCAACAAGGAUAGUGACAACUGAUCAAAUUAAGGCCGUUCUUUCUGAAGAUUAUGAGGAAACUACUGAGCAAACUUAUGAUAUUUAUCUUCUCCCGCCCGGUGAGGAUCCUGAAGCAUGCCAAUCUUAUUUAAGGAUGAGGAACAGGGAUGGCAAGUACAAUCUUAUGUUUGAGGAAUGGGUGACCGAUAGCCCUUUCAUCAUAUCACCGAGAAUUACUUUUGAGGUCAGUGUACGUCUUCUGGGUGGGCUCAUGGCACUUGGCUAUACAAUUGCAUCCAUCCUGAAAAGAAGUAGUCAUGUCUUCUCCAACGACAAAAUUUGUGUAAAAACUGAUUGGCUGGAGCAACUUAAUCGCAACUAUGUCCAGGUACAAGGAAGAGAUCGUUUAUAUGUCAAAUUUAUUGCUGAGGAGUUGGGUCUGGAUGGUUCCUAUGUUCCACGCACAUACAUAGAACAAAUUCAAUUGGAGAAACUCAUAAAUGAUGUUAUGGCUCUGCCUGAUGACUUGAAGGCGAAACUCAGCCUAGAUGAUGAUUUGGUUUCAAGUCCUAAAGAAGCUUUAUCCAGAGCCUCAGCAGAUAGGAGAAUGAAGUUCCUCAAUCGUGGGAUUUCUCAGUCCUACGCAACACAGCGUGAUAAAAGUAUGAGCAAGCUGACAAAACUUGCUGUCAACAAUAGAAGUUACAAUGUAAGAACCCCAGAUUCACCAGCUGCACUUGCUAACCAGGGUAUGGUUACCCAGUUAUCUGAACAAAUAUCCACACUCAAUGAGCGAAUGGACGAGUUCACAUCACGAAUCGAAGACCUAAACUCGAAGUUUCUAACAAAGAAUUUCUCCCAACAAAAUUUGGGAGGUGUACAAAAUGAAGCCUGCAUUUCUCUUCUACCGAAUUCCUCAUCAUCUUCGCAGUUGGCGAGAGAGUCUCCUGUCAUGGAAGAGGUGUUAUUUAUUGCUCGUGCACAACGUCAAAUCUUGCAUCAGAUUGAUAAUCUGAGCAGUCUCCUUCAUGAGUGCUAUGGGGAAAGGUCUCGUGAAGAUGGAAUGAAUCGGAGGAGUGGAUUAUCAGACGUGACAGUUCCCUUGCUUCUCUCGUUGGCUGUUGCUGGUGUAGGAAUUCUGUUGUUUAGAUCUGUCUCUUCUCAAAAAUAAUGUCCACAUUUCAUAUUACUAUGAGAUGGACUUUAUUGUAUUUAUGUGAAUGUGCACACUCGGCUUUCUUAUAUGUGCUGUUGGUCCACAGUUAACCAAGCUCGUGAUUUGACGGGGUGGGGGAAUAGAAGGAGAAAAAAAAAUUGAAAAUGCAAGCCCAUGAAUAAAACAAUAUAUACAAGUCACUACAAGUUUUUUCUUCACGGGGUUGAGGGAUGGAAGAAAAAAAAUAAAAUAAAAAAAAUAAAAAAAACUUCAACAAGCCUGGUGGUAUAAAAUGCUUCAUUAAAACCUUGUUAAGAAAACCUAAUGAGAAAAAAAAACUUGAAAAAUAGUAAAAUGGUUUAUUAGAAUAAUGAUUUUGAUCAGUUUAUGAUAUGUAUAUGAUAUGUUAUAUACUGAAUAAAAAUUUAAAA